UUAGCAGUUGCAGUAUUUUGCUCAAUGAUUAGUCUUGAUGUUCAGAUGUUAUUCCUUAUUUAUUUGUAGUACGUAUAUGGUGCGGUUACACCUAAAAGAGCCGAGUCAAAAAAUCUGCCUGAAGGAACCGACUCGUUCUUAAACGACACAUCACUCCGAGGGACCGUUCAAAAGUGUCAGGAGCUGGCUAUAAAACUCUGGCAAACAUCUUUUUUUAUUGUCAGAGAUGUGUCUACUGCAAAUCUGCAAGUCAUGUCAGAUGAAUUAGAAGACCCCUAAGGACACACACCAUCUUUACUUUCUUCAAAUUUAAAAUGAAAAGUAACCUCAGGCAACAUAUCACCUCCAUGGUGAAAGACUACAUUCCACUUGGUGGUCCAACACAUCACAGAGUUGAUGAUAGAAGAAGAGAUCACUCAGUGCCACAAAGCUCACCUCAGGGGACGAAUAAAAAGAAUGAACACACUCUGAAACCUUUAAACCCACUCGUACAAUGCACACCUCCUCCUCAUAAAACUUUUGUGCAAGGAGGGAGGGAUAGAUCUUCAACAGUGUUUUCUGCAGGCCCUAAAAAAAUUAUUGCAAAAAGCCAGAAGAGUCCCACUAAUGGCAUUGUACCAAUGAGAAAAGUCCAAUUUAACAAUAACAUUCACUUGGAUAAUGACAGAUCCUGCCAAUCUGCUAGGAAAAAAAAUGCUUCUUUACAAAGGAAGAAUUCAUAUGUUCAAGAAAAAGAAUUUGCCCUCGCUUUCUGUAAGCAGUUGAAUGAGAAUUUAAAGGUUGGAGGGUCUGUGCUGCAGACAGGUAACAGUCAGCAAAAGAUGCCCUCUGUGCAUCCGCCGCUCAUUUCCUCUUCUAAGUCUGAGAGCCACAAAGCGUUAGCUCCACCUAACUCUCAGAGAAGACAGAGUUUUCAAAGUAGUGCGAGUCAGCAAAGCCAACCAUCUGUUAAAAAGAUGCACAAACCGAGCGAUUGGGAUCAGUGUUCAUCUUUACUUAGCCAGGGAGAACAUGCACAUCACCAAGCAAAUACACCAGCAGGUGUCAGAUCUCUAUCCUUGAAGAGACGGAGAACAUCCAGUGCAGAAAGACACGGAGAUGGCAAGAGAUUGUGUCAGGAAGAUGUUGGAUUUGUCCCAACUCCGAUUUGUGUCAGUUCUUCAAAUGUCAGCUCACCGCCAAAGUUUGUCAAAUGUGCCUUCCUGAAGACAACUAAUUCCUCUGUGUUGACUCUAAAUGAGAAAAAAUCUCCAACAAAUAACAAUCAUGCUGGAGACAGGAUAAAGUCUACCAACAAUGUAUCCAAACAGCUUUUUCAAGAACCAAGGCCAGAAAGUCAUAAACUCUCGACAAUCCUAAGCAUUGUCGUCGAUGGAACAGGUCAUCAAAAAGAAGAAGUGAAAAGGUCUACUGAAAAUAAAUGGCUUAUUGACAACUCAUCCACUACUGACCCUUGUCACUCACUUUCUAGCAAACUUAAUAAGAAACAAAGUUCGCCGGUCUUCUCAUACACAAGUUCUGUGCCAAGCCAUAUGGAUAAGUCUAAGACCUGCAAUCCUCUCCAGCAAGAAGUUACAUCACCCCCCUUUUUUAACAUCAUGGGCUCACACAAUUCAAAGACCAUUACAAAAGAAAGGAAGGAUGUAGCAGAUAAGCAAGACCUGGUGUGGAAGGACCCCAUAGAUUUGGAGCUAGGUGAGGAAAUGGAGGUAGAGAGCUGUGUUCUCAGCCUCAGCAGCAGCCAUAGUAGUGCGGAGGAUCAUUUGCUAUCUUUAAAGGAGAUCCUGGAGGGGAGCACUCGUGUACCUGACACUCCAGAGAAGACAACAUUCUCUGAGCCCAGCACUCCAGGCUUUAAACUUGCACCGGAGGAUCUUAAAAGUAAGGCUCCAAAUUACAAGAACACACUGGAGCAAAUGCUGAAGGAGAAGGAGCAGAAUCAAAAAGCUAAGGAGCUUGAAAUGCAGCUACUUCAAGCUUGUAAAGAAGAUCUGUUGAAACUGGAUGAAGAUGAAAAUGCUGAAGCAGGACUUUCACAUGAGCAAAAGGAAUUCUUACAGAGAUUCUCAGUUAGCUCGUGCGUCAUAAGAGACGUCCACCCUGGAGAGGAAGUUUUCGCUCUGAACAACUCUGGCCGACUCUUCAGCCAUCAGAGUCUGGACCUGAGGAAGAUUGGGGUUACCCCAAAAAACAGAGAACAGGAGAGACUUCUACAAGCGCGUUCAGAACAGCUUGUGCUGCAGCUGUGUACAGGAUUGUUUAGAAGAGCCUACUCGUCUUCCCCUUGCCAGCCUCAGGUCACCCGCUGGCUUUUUCAGAUGAUGUCAGUCCACCCAAACCCCGUCAUCUGUGACCAGAUUCUUCAGGACAUGAAGUCUAUUGCCUUGUCCGCUGCUACACAAAUAGUGGAGAAAAACAAUAAGAAGUUUAUGGUGUGGGUGCCCAGUAUACAGGAUGUUGCACUAGUCUUCAUCAACAUGGGUGUAUCAUUUGUCAGUUUGUUUCCAUUAGAGGAUCUACAACCCCCUUUCACUGAGGGAGAUCUGCUAGAGAGUUUGGAAAUUAAGCCUGAUGGUACAAGGCCUGAAAAAGAAAGUGACCCAUUUCCACAGCAUAAUUUUGUGAACAUUAUCAAGUACCUGACAAUUUGUGCAGCCUUGUGUCCAAUGGUGUACAGUGAUGAGGAGCUGCUGCUGUUGUUGACUUUGGUGUGCAGAGUCAGUCUAGAGACACAUUUACAGCUGCUGCCAACUGGAGACCUCUGCUGCCUGCUACAGCACAUCCUCAGCAACAUGACACACUGGGAACUGCAGUUGCCUAAGGUUUGCCAGGCCAUUACUAAUCUCAGUGAGGAUCACCACAACCUCAGACGACUGGUACAACUUCUCCCUCACAGUGGUCGGGGAAAGCAAUUGAAGAGGCACGUGAGUGUGUCGGUCAUCUCUAAACUCUUAAACCACAGAUGCACUUAUACCCCAUCAUGCACAGAAUUUCAGCUGUCCGAUCUGAGACGUUACCUACCUCGAAUGCGUCCCUCCAUGUUGUUAAAGGGCUUGAUGGCUGCAAAGAUCACAGAGCCACAGGAGUCUGAUGAUGUUGCCACUACUCCAGACCAGCAGGCUUAUUACCUCUGCUAUAGCCUUUUGGCUUUGACAAAUGAAGCCUCAAAUUUUGAGUUUUUACCCUCAACACAGAGAAACGAGCUGCUGCUGCUGUCCGCUGAACUAGAGAAACAUGUUAAGUGCGACAUCAGGGAGAGUGAGAAAAUGCUUUACAGGAGUAAGGUUAAGGACUUUGUUGCUAGAAUAUAUACCAAAUGGCAAGUGCUUCUACAAAGAUCAAGACCCCGAGAGGGGAAGCUAUAUGAUUAUUGGAAACCUCUUCCUGAGGAUGAAGUGUCUUUAAAGGAUGAGAGCCAAUUUACUGAGCAGGAAGAUGCAGAGGAGUCACUGACUGAAGAGUCUGAUAUUGUCCAGUCGGAAGAGGAAGAGUGCAUGGAAGAAAAAGAUGAAGUACCCGUGGAGAGUGAGGAACAGCUAGAGGACAGUGUUGAACAGAUUCCAAAAAAGAUUGAAGAGUUUCAGGAGGCUCCAUCUGACAUAAAAGAGGAACAAAGCAUUAGAAAUCAGGAUGAUGAAGAAGCAGAGGAGAAAAAAGAUGAUUCUUUAAUAGAUGAACUGCUUAGAAGUUGUUCUCAUGGAUCAGUAGAGACUGAUGAGGAUGAAGAUGAAGAAGAGCUUCUUAAAGAUGAUGAGACUCUAGAAAAAAAUGGAGAUCUUGCCGGGGGAGAAAAUGAUGAGUCUGACAAAGUAGAUGAUGCAGAUCUGUUACAUAAAACAAAUAAAGAGGUACUUUUAAAUGAAAUCUGGACAUGUUCACCUAGACAUAACUAUUAAUUGGCUAAUUGUAAUAUAAAUUGCCAGCAUCACACAAAUGUAUAAAAGCAGCCUAACACAGUUAAAGCUGUGCAGUAAUUUUUUUUAACUCUUCAGAGAAAUGUAGACUGUCUCUGUUGUUAUUAAUACAACUGUACCAGGCAUUGACAUCCCCAGAUAAAGUCACUGUGUCAUAGUGUGAAAGAGACUUAUUCUCAAGCACAUUUGUAUAAUAAGCAUGAUGCACUGUACUGUCUUAAAAACCCUGUAGAGGGAGCUUUUCUCUUUUUCUUUUUUUCUCACAGCAUUUCAUUUUUAUAGAAGCUGCUUAUAUCUUAAUGUGUUUUUUUUUUUUUUUUUUAUAUUGCCAAGGUAUCUGCUGUGUCUUAAAACUGUGUGUACAGUAUAUUUCUGGAAAAAAUAAGAGCAAAAUAAGUAAAAAGUGAAAUACAUGAAGGUAAACUGUAAAGCACUUUGUACAUCAAAAUAUAUAUGUUUUUUAUGGCCAUAAAUAAUUUGUUUACAUUUGUUAUAAUAUGCAAAAGAAAGUAUAAUUGCUGGCUAAAUAGUGUAUAAUUGAUUAUGCUAAUGCUGAAUAUUAGAUACAACUACAGGUUUUUUUUUAUAUUUAUCAAUUUUAAAUUUACUAUAUAAAAUUUCUAUUCAUAUUCCUUUAAGGUUUAACUUAAAUUUAGAACUGCAGAUCUUUACUUUGAUGCCAGUAAAGGAACGCUGUAGUUGGAUGAAACCACUUUUUUAUGAUACUCCUGAGGUCAUUCUCAGUGAUUUUCCUGGGGAAAUUUUGCACAAUUCAUCUGUAAUGAUCAGCUUUAACUAGCUAAAUGUGUAUAAAAUGUGGCAUAGAAAGGACCAAAUCUAAUUUUUUGUAAUGUGUCUUUGUAAUUGAAAAGUUAUUGAAAUUUAUGAAUAAAUUUUUCCAGUGCAUCCAGACUUUUGGUUCACACUGUAUGUAUACAUCAGACAUACAUGAUGUUAUGAAUAUUUAUGUAAUUGUUUUAAAAUAAAAUAGUUUGCACAUUU
Molecule: messenger RNA, 4916 nt
Organism: Clarias gariepinus (North African catfish)
Lineage: Eukaryota; Metazoa; Chordata; Actinopteri; Siluriformes; Clariidae
Gene: slf2
Product: SMC5-SMC6 complex localization factor 2
Exons: 21
Coding region: 315-3896 (1193 amino acids)
Source: RefSeq, a predicted model, not a curated record